Messenger RNA from Cydia pomonella (codling moth), 4772 nucleotides. RefSeq names its product histone deacetylase 3 (gene HDAC3). The coding region runs from base 273 to 1574 and encodes 433 amino acids. The transcript has 7 exons. The record is from RefSeq and is a predicted model, not a curated record. Lineage: Eukaryota; Metazoa; Arthropoda; Insecta; Lepidoptera; Tortricidae. Gene Ontology annotation, molecular function: histone deacetylase activity.
UGUUUUGUCUACAUUAUCUGUUCUGUCAUGGCUGUCAUGUAGGCAGGAUAGUGCAGUGCAGUCAUUUUGCUGCAAUUACAAGUAAAUAACAGUGCUAAACAGUAAAUAUUCUAUAAAUUAAGUAUUAAAAUACAUUAUAGUGUGAAAUUCUACAAAUCUAAAAAUGCCUGAAAGAUGCUAGGUGACAUCCAUCUAACCAAACGCUUAGUAGUGAUCGCAUUAGUUCUUGGCAUUAUUUUGAUUUUGAAGGAAUACGUAUUUAUUUAUCCGAUAUGAGUAGCCGUAGGGUUGCUUAUUUCUACAAUGCGGACGUAGGGAACUUCCACUACGGGCCGGGGCACCCGAUGAAGCCCCAUAGGCUGUCUGUUACGCAUAGUUUGGUGUUGAAGUAUGGGCUGCAUAAGAAAAUGCAGGUAUACAAGCCGUACAGAGCAAGUGCGCAUGACAUGUGCCGGUUUCACAGUGAGGACUACAUAGAGUUUCUGUCCAAUGUUACGCCGCAGAAUAUACAGAGCUAUUCCAAAGACUUGCUCCACUACAAUGUUGGUGAUGACUGCCCAGUCUUUGACGGGCUGUUCGAUUUCUGCUCCAUGUACACAGGCGCAUCUCUAGAAGGUGCCAUGAAGCUGAAUAAUAAUGCCUGUGACAUUGCCAUUAACUGGUCUGGUGGUCUUCAUCAUGCUAAGAAGUUUGAGCCUUCUGGAUUCUGCUAUGUAAACGACAUAGUAAUAGCAAUAUUAGAGCUCCUAAAAUACCAUCCCAGGGUACUAUACAUUGACAUAGACGUCCACCACGGAGACGGAGUCCAGGAAGCAUUCUACUUAACAGACCGAGUUAUGACUGUCAGCUUCCAUAAGUAUGGGAACUACUUCUUCCCUGGGACGGGAGACAUGUAUGAGAUCGGGGCUGAGAGUGGGAGAUAUUAUUCGGUGAAUGUGCCGCUUAAGGAAGGGAUUGAUGACCAGAGUUAUGUUAUGGUGUUCAAGCCAGUGAUUCAAAGCGUAAUGGAGUUCUACCGACCCACGGCGAUCGUGCUACAGUGCGGUGCGGAUUCCUUGGCAGGCGACCGGCUGGGAUGCUUCUCUCUAUCCACCAAGGGCCACGGGGAGUGCGUCAACUUCGUGAAGACCCUGAACGUGCCUACGCUAGUCGUUGGUGGUGGCGGGUACACGCUACGCAACGUAGCUCGCUGCUGGACGUACGAGACCUCCCUUCUGGUAGACGAGAACAUCUCCAACGAGCUACCUUUAACGGAAUACUUGGAGCUGUUUGCACCUGACUUCCAGCUUCAUCCAGAGAUUAGCAGUACAAACAACGCCAACAGCAAGCAAUAUUUAGAAGCCAUAACAAAGUACACGUACGACAAUCUCAGGAUGUGCCAGCACUCGCCCGCCGUACAGAUGUCACAUGUGCCAGGUGACUUCUUCCCCGAGGACUACAAGAUCAAAGACGAGCCGGACCCGGACAUCCGCAUCAGCCAAGAGGAGUCCGACAAGAUGGUGGAGCCCAAGAACGAGUUCUACGACGGCGACACCGACCACGACAAGGAGGCCGUCGUCAAGGAGGAGCCAUAGCAGGCCGCCGCCGCCGCCGGCACCGGAGCUACUUGACACACACACUAUAGGAAGAAGUUCAUGUGAAUAUACAGUACUAUAUUAGUUUAUUUCUUCCGGCAGCCAAGAGCAAGAUGCGUUCCGUCACGCUUAAGGAUGUUAAACAAGAUAAGGUCGUCAAGAUCGUCACUGCCCACUUGAAGACGGGCAAGGUCAAGGUCCUAGAACACACAUACCCCGACUGGUUCUAUGUACGCUGUGCCGCCAUCCUGCGUCAUAUCUACAUCCCCGUCGGAGUCAAGACCGUCACCAGGAUCCUUGGUGGCCACAAACGCAACGGUGUCACACCCUCAGCUUCUGCAGAUUGUCCGGCAGCAUCGCCCGCUAGGCGCUCCAGGCCUUGGCAGCCUUGAAGCUCGUCGAGCAAGUCCAAGAUGGUGGCCGCAUCCUCACCGUCCAGGGCAGGCGUGAUCUCGACAGGAUCGCCGCUCAGGUCAAGCUACAAGGCCAAGCAGCAAGUCAUCGUACUGUAAUUUAUCUAAUUUCUUUAAAAAAGUCUUCUUGAAUAUUUGUUUCGACUUAUCAAAUUGUUUUUGGAAGAUUUGAUUCGAUGGCUAGAUUUAUCAUAAAACAUGUCAUGCUUCGACAUUACUAGUUUAGGGUAGGGUUUUCUUUCUAGCGUUAGCCUGGAGUCCGCUUGGCAACUAAUCCCGAGGAGAGAGGCACUAUUUUUUACGAAAGCGACUGCCAUGUGACCUUUCAACCCAGAGGGGAAAUUAGGCUUUGUUGGGAUUCGGGGUUUGAAACCGCGACCUUCGGAUUGAAGGUCGCACGCUCUUACCGUUAGGCUAUCAUCGUUUUUUCCCUCCUAUCUUAUAUGUACCAUUGAUUGGUUGUCAACGUAUUUCGGUAGAUAUAUUUUCAGUUUCAGAAUCGUAAAAAAUUCAGUUAACCGGUUAGACCAUUAACUGGUUAACCCCAGGUUAGUGGGAUGGUGCAAGUGUAAAUGGUGAAUACGCCCAUGAAUCCCAUUACACAAUUUAUAGUGAAAUUAUGAUUUAAAUUAAUUUUGUAUUGUUUCGAACCCGGGACAGUUAGAAGGCGUCGCUACUGCUGUCAACCAGUUCCUGUACUAUGGAAGAAGUUUAUCUGAAUAUGUAUAAUAUUGUUCUAUGCUUCGUCUGCGAGUUUGGUCGGUUAGGAGUCGUUUAAAACUUUAACUUUCGACUCCAUUUUCACACCCUUGGGUUUGAAUUGAAUUUCUAUAAGUAUAGAGCUUUAUAUUCAUUCAAUUGGUUAAAGCUGUGCCUGUCAAUGUGACCUAAGCUGUAUAUAAUUAAUAAUAGUGAGUAGGUGAUAAUUAGUAAUGUACUACGAAAUUAUGAAUUGAUAUUCACUGCCAGCGACCCUAUGCGGGUUUUUUUUUACGUAGGUGCUUUUCGACGCUCGUAGUGCGCAAGCAGUUAAUGUAUUUUUUUCUUUUUUAAGCCAGGUCUCCGAUGAAACUGUUAGUUCGUAAGACUACCUAAGCUACCAAGGAGACACGGCUUGAACACAUUUGUAUUAAGUUUAGUUUAAGUAGAAUUUACUGGGUUGAUUAUUGUGCAAAAUAUUGCAGGCGUAGUUUUGAUAACUGAACUAGAUGGUUGUGUUUAUCCAAUUUCGCGUAGAUAGGCAACUACUGUCAAUUGUAUGAAUUUUAUGAGAUGAUUAUUUCGGCUCGGGUCCUAAUCUGUUAAAAAAGCCUUUGUUUCUUUUGUGUAGUCAUCAGCUUCCCUUCACGGCACGUUCUAAAGUAACUAUGUCGUCAAAAAGGAAGUAUCGUGAUAGUAUUAAGAUUCAAAAUUGUUUUUUAUUUAAACUUUAUUGCACAAACAAAGGAAAAUUUACAAAUUUAUGUAGUCUUAUUCGAAGAACAAUCAGCCGCGUGAGUGGCAAAAACGGCAGGUCAUUUUUUUGAUAUAACAAAACUUGCUAUCUCCGAAUGGAUGGUUUCAUGAAUUCGAACAAUAUAUGUUUCGAAAAAAAAAAAACAAAACAACACGAGUCAAACCGUAAAAUUAUCUUACUGUUAUUAUGUCUCACACUUUAAAUUCGAAUAUUCGCACCUGUCUCAUUAUUCCUUUGUCUAUUAUUAGAAUUAAUAUAGAAUAGUUGAUCAUUAUAGUUCAAUAUAGUUCGUGUCAUCCAUGAUGACGCGGAGAUUUGUCAAAUCUAACCUUUAAUAACCUGUUAUUACGAGUUAAGGCAAGCGUCUUCGUGAAUGACACGAUUUAUAUAUUAUAUGCUUUUACGUCAAGCCGGGCACUAGAAGUAAAACCCGACGAAAUAUAAGAUCAUUGUCAAGAGGGCGCUGUUAUUCUCAUGUAUAGAGUGACAGUUAAGUUUAGUAUAAAAAAUUUAGUUCCGAUAAAAUAACGCAAUAUGGCGCGUGAUCAUAUAAUACUGGACAGGCUUUAAGUAACUUUUCAGUUUUGUAAGCCCUAUCAUUUUUUUCUGUUCAGUUGCCAUCAGAUAUAUCAUCAUCAUAUCAGCCUUUUUUCGCCCACUGCUGAGCAUAUCUCUCUUCAAGUACGCCACUUAUCCCGGUCCUGAGCCAAUCUCAUCCGGAAGUGACCCGCAAUCUUCGGAAUGUCGUACACCCAACGAGACAACGGACGCCAGGCGCUCCUUUCGUCUAAAAGUGGCCACCAUUCCGUUAACAUUUUGGUCCACCUACCAUCCUAAUAUAUCAGAUAUAGCGAAGCAGACAAAGGUUCUCAAAAAUAUCUGACCAUGUUUUUUAACGUCAUGUAAAUUGAGGCUUUCUUCCGAUAUUUUUGAACACCUUGGCCACGCCAAUGUAUCUGAUGGCGACUGAGGGCCUACCGCGAACCACGUUCGACGUGUUGCGUCCCUGUCACACUUACGUACGAAUUUACAAGUGCGACAGAGAGGCAACACGUCUAACGUGGUUCGCGGUAGGCCCUCUGACCGUUUAAUAUAGGUUUGUACUUAAGAAUACGUAGAUCGAUAUUUGCCUACAAUGUAGGAAAAGAUUGUGUUUUAUAAACAUGGGCGUUGAAGUAAUUUUUAAGUAAGAUAAUAUGAAUUAUGUUGAGAUUUUUUUAUCAGCCUUUGUAGAGCAUAAUUUUUUAAAAUUAUUAUAUAUCAAUUAUGAAAUCUGUAAAUAAAAUGUUUUAGAAUAAGAUGAAAUAAAUUAUAAUUUUACAAAAACUA